Molecule: messenger RNA, 2801 nt
Organism: Pungitius pungitius (ninespine stickleback)
Lineage: Eukaryota; Metazoa; Chordata; Actinopteri; Perciformes; Gasterosteidae
Product: target of Nesh-SH3-like
Exons: 16
Coding region: 34-1722 (562 amino acids)
Biological process (GO): extracellular matrix organization; positive regulation of cell-substrate adhesion
Molecular function (GO): protein binding
Source: RefSeq, a predicted model, not a curated record
ACAAGUCCUUGGACCACGCACCUCCUCGUCGUCAUGGAGACCGCGGCCCUGCUCAGAGUCCUGCUGCUGCUGCUGGGAGGGAUGGGGGUCCUGGAGGGGACCGCCCAGAAGACCAGAGUGACGGUCCGGAUCAACGCCACAGGAGACACCAUCGUGCUUCGGUUCCUCUGCACGAGUCCUGAGGUGAAGCUGCAGGGCUUCAUCCUGGGCUACGGGAGCAGCGUCUUCUCAAAGCAGUUCAUCCAGCUGCCGGAGGACGGAGAAGCUUACGAGACAGAGCUGGAUGCUGAACCCAAAUAUCUGGUAGCUGUUCAGCCGAUUCCAGCCAACGACAUGAAGAAGCACUGCACAGGUACGGUGGACCUGGAGAAGCCGCUCCACCUGGCGAUCCGCUCCGUCAGUCUGUCGGCCGUCUUGUUGUCGUGGGAAAACUUCUUGAAGACGCCGUAUGAGAGGAACCAGUGUGUGGAGGAGGGGUUCUACAGCAUCCGGUUCAGGGAGAGGAACAGGAAGUGGAUCUACCAGAGCUGCCCCACCAGUGACACGGUGGUAGACAACCUGAAACCCAACACAUCGUACCAGUUCAGUGUGCGGCCCAACAAAGGACAGCACCGUGGUACGUGGAGCAGACCUGUGGUCCACAACACCAGCAUGGGAGAUAAAAGCAUCCAGAAGUCGUACAAGCAGCGUAAUCCCCUGAAACCUCAUGCUUUGUUCCCCCCUCGACCCGACCAGGUGAAGAGCUUCAAGCAGACUGACAAGCUGCCCAUCUUGAAACCCAAAGCCACCACCAAGCCGACAUCCCCCGCUACUCGACAGGAGACCUGGGAGGACUCGGCCCUCUUCAGGUCUCAGCCCGCCUCCAACCUGGACACCUUGGGCAAGAAGCGCUACGUGGCACCUCACGUCGUUUACCAGACGGGGAAGAGGCCGGACGAGCCCUGCUCCAUCAGCUCCUCCCUCAACUUCUUCCCUGUGGACGGAGCAGAAGAAGCCAACGUGACGGCUCCGCCCACGUCUCCACCGUCCAACCUCACCGUGGUGACCGUUGAGGGGUGCCCCUCCUUUGUCAUCCUGGACUGGGUGAAGACGGACAACCACACUACAGAGUACGAAGUCAUCUCCACUGCUAAAGGACCUGAUGGAGAGCAGGUCUCCAUCAUGACCACGAACCAGACCCACACCACGGUGGAGAACCUCCGACCCCAGAGCAGUUAUGAGUUCAAGGUGCAGCCAAAGAACCAGCUGGGUGCAGGUCCCCCCAGUGACCCCGUGACCUUUGACACAGAGUCAGCGGACCCUCGAGUGAGCGAGAAGGUCUCCGGCAAAGACGCAAUCUGGACUCGGUUCCCCUUCAAGACGGACUCUCCCUCCGAUUGUCACGGGAAGCAGUACGUGAAGAGAACCUGGUACCGGAAGUAUGUGGGGGUCCAGCUGUGCAACUCGCUCCGGUAUAAGAUCUACCUGAGCGACUCCCUCAGCGGUAAGUUCCUUGACAUCGGAGAUCAAACUGGGUUCGGCGAGGAUCACUGUCAGUUUGUGGAUUCGUUUCUGGAUGGAAGAACGGGUCGGCAGCUCAAAGCACACCAGCUCCCACCCAGACCUGGUUUCUACAGAGCCAUGCGUCAGGAGCCGGUCCACUUUGGACAGAUAGGAGGACCCUCCCAGGUGAACUACGUCUCGUGGUACGAGUGUGGGGUCCCCAUCCCCGGGAAAUGGUGAGCAGAUCCACCUCCACCCCAGAAAAGGAACCCAUGUCCGAACCGGGUCAGAACAGCCAGAGGAACUAAAAAAAACAUUUACAACUCUUACCCACCAGAGAGCUUUGUUAAAUACAAGUAAUGUGUACUACAUUUUAUUUUGUGUAAAUCAGGGGAAGCCUGGAAAACUAUUUUUAUAACUUAUUUAUCACUUAGAAAUCUACACGAGGUGAUUCUUUUGUUCCUGUGGAUGUUUUCUUUAUUCUCACCUCUCGUCAGUUUUAAGGAUAAAAGUAAAACUGUAGAUUCUGAGACUAAAGCCGGGUUCACGUUAUCUUCAGCAGGAGCUAAUCCUUACACUUUGAUAAUAAUCAUUUAAAUACAUUAAACAAUUCUGUAAAUGAGCUUCAUCAGAUGUCUUCACCCACUAUUUGCACAACAAAAAUGUAGUUAUGUAUAUUAUGUUUUAAAAUAAUUACUUUAAGAAAAAGGAUGUCUUUAAAAAGUGUUUUAAGUGCAGUGACCAAUGUACUAAUGUACUACUUUAGUUAGUAAUGUACCACGGGUUCUCCCAAAAUAUACCAAGAGGUAAAAGGUAUCGGUAGAACACGUGACAGGUCACACGACAGGUCACAUGACAGGUCACAUGACACGAGAUACAGCAGCAUCAACGUAAAAGAACGCUAACGCAGGUGGUUAUUACAGUAGCUAACAUGAGUAGUUAAUAACCUGUUGUUGAGUGUUGAAGCAAACUAUAAACCAUGAACACAACAAAUCGAUUAUUAAAAGGGUUUAAUGUCAUUAUCAGUUUUAUCGAUUGGUUGUUUACCCUCACGAGGCCUUUCUUCUUCAGUGGUGGUAAAAUGUUCUUUAAAAGCAUCCGAUAAAGCUAAUGGUGUAAAAUGUCGACUUCCUUUUACCCACCAGAUCUGCUUUAUAAGAGAAGUCAGAUGUUUCCAUAGUGAAGUUAAGCUAAAGCAGUAACGCUUUAUUUUGGAAGAUUUUUGCUUCCUCUACACGAAGCAGAUGAUUAGAACACUUUGGUAUUAAACUUGAUGUUUUGAUUUGUUAAAAAAUAAAAUCUUUAUUUUGGGUUUCUUA